Messenger RNA from Gryllus bimaculatus (two-spotted cricket), 5084 nucleotides. NCBI's taxonomy places the organism in Eukaryota, Metazoa, Arthropoda, Insecta, Orthoptera, Gryllidae. The record is from the annotation of a GenBank genome assembly.
GUGAUUUUCCCUCCGUUUUGUUCUCCUAAUGGUGAGGAGUGUUGAGGUGAUUGAAACAGGCCUAACGGUUGAGUUUUUCUUAACAUCAGGAAUAGUUGUUUAUAUUGUAUGUGAGAAGAGAGGCAUAUGAGUGAUAUUGUUCAAUGCGUCUGUUCGUUCCUUCAGGUGCACGGAAGUGUUAUUGUGCUUUGUCGAUACAGAAUUAAUUCAUUGCUUCGCCUGCUAGAGUGAAGUUUCAAGAACUGCUCCACAAUGAUAGAGAAUAAUAUUCCAAAUGGAAAUGUUAAGGGAGCAGGAGAUUCUGCCACACAAGGCUCAAAAAAACUUACCAUUGAAAAAAUUUAUCAGAAGAAGAGUCAGUUGGAACACAUUUUAUUAAGGCCAGACACAUAUAUUGGUUCUGUGGAACCAGUUAAAGAAGAACAAUUUAUUUAUGAUGAAGAGAAACAACAAAUGAUUAAAAAAGAAAUAACCUAUGUACCUGGUUUAUACAAGAUAUUUGAUGAAAUUUUGGUAAAUGCUGCUGAUAAUAAACAGAGAGAUCCUUCUAUGAGCCAGAUAAGAAUUGACAUAGAUGUUAAUAAAUUGCAUACAAAUAUUACUUGUGAGUCAUUCUUUCUGUUUUGUUUUGUGGAUAGGGAGAAAAAUGUCAUAACCAUUUUUAACAAUGGCCAAGGAAUACCUGUUGUUAAGCAUAAAGAGGAAAAAAUGUAUGUUCCAACUAUGAUAUUUGGACACUUGUUAACAUCCUCAAACUACAAUGAUGAAGAACAGAAAGUUACAGGAGGAAGAAAUGGUUAUGGUGCUAAAUUGUGCAAUAUUUUUAGCACAAAAUUCACUGUAGAAACUGCCAGUUCAGAAUAUUCUAGAGCAUUUAAACAGACGUGGGAAAACAAUAUGUCAAUAGCAAAACCAGAGAAGAUCCAGGACUAUAUUGGUAAAGAUUACACAAAAAUUUCUUUUAGUCCUGAUCUUUCAAAAUUUAAGAUGGAGAAGUUAGAUCAAGAUAUUGUGGAUCUCAUGACUCGUAGAGCAUUUGACGUAGCAGCUUCUACUGCUGUUAAUGUAUUUCUCAACAAUAAAAAACUUUCUGUACAUAGUUUUAAGGAAUAUGUUAAUUUAUUUAUACCUAAAGACCUAGACAAUCCUCCGAAAGUUGUGUAUGAGAAAGUGAAUGACCGAUGGGAAGUAGCUGUUACUGUCUCAGAAGGUUUCCAACAGAUGUCCUUUGUCAACAGCAUUGCUACUACUAAGGGAGGUCGACAUGUUGAUCACGUGACGGAACAAAUUGUGAAGAAUAUUCUUGAUAAAGCAAACAAAAAGCACAAAGGAUCUGGAAUAAAACAAUUUCAAGUGAAAAAUCAUCUGUGGGUGUUCCUUAACUGUUUGAUUAUUAAUCCUACCUUUGACUCUCAAACCAAAGAGAACAUGACAACAAUGAUCAAAAACUUCGGUUCAAAGUGCCAGCUAAGUGAAGCCUUCUUCAAGAAUUUGAAUGUGAAAAAACUGGAAGAUGCAAAUCAUGCUGGGUCAAAGUAUUCCAUGGACUGCACACUAAUUUUAACUGAGGGAGACUCAGCCAAAACAUUGGCUGUUGCUGGAUUGGGUGUAGUGGGAAGAGAUAAAUAUGGAGUGUACCCUCUCAGGGGUAAACUUCUCAAUGUGCGAGAAGCCUCAUCCAAACAGAUUUUGGAGAAUAAAGAAAUCACUGAAGUGGUUAAAAUUCUUGGACUGCAAUACAAGAGGAAAUAUGAAAAUAUGGAUGAUUUGAAGACUCUGAGAUAUGGAAAAUUAAUGAUAAUGACAGAUCAGGAUCAGGAUGGAUCUCACAUCAAAGGUCUGAUUAUAAACUUCAUUCAUCAUAAUUGGCCCUCUUUGUUAAAAUUGCCUUUUUUGGAAGAAUUCAUUACACCUAUUGUCAAAGCAACUAAAAACAAAGAGCAGCUGUCUUUUUUUUCCUUGCCAGAAUUCGAAGAAUGGAAAAAAGAAACAAAUAAUUGGCAUACCUACAAGAUAAAGUACUACAAAGGUUUGGGCACAUCCACAUCGAAGGAAGCUCAGGAGUAUUUCUCUGACAUGCAACGACAUCGAAUUCGUUUCAAAUACAGUGGUCCUAAUGAUGAUACCAAUAUUACAAUGGUAAUCAGUGCUUUUAGCAAGAAGUGUGUAGAACAAAGGAAAGAAUGGUUAACUCAGUGGAUGGAGUCGGUGAAGCAGAGGCGUGAAAUGGGCUUACCUGAAGACUACUUGUAUGAAAAAAACACAAGUUUUGUGAAUUAUUCUGACUUUGUAAAUAAGGAAUUGGUACUGUUUUCAAAUUCUGAUAAUGAAAGAUCUAUACCAAAUGUGAUGGAUGGAAUGAAGCCAGGUCAAAGAAAAGUAUUGUUCACGUGCUUCAAAAGAAAAGACCCAGAAAUUAAGGUAGCCCAGCUGGCAGGAUCAGUUGCAGAAAAGUCUGCUUAUCACCAUGGUGAAGUUUCAUUGAUGGGCACAAUUGUGAACUUAGCUCAGAACUUCGUUGGCAGUAAUAAUAUCAAUCUUUUGCUACCAAUUGGUCAGUUUGGUACUAGACUUCAAGGAGGAAAAGAUCAAGCCAGCCCUCGUUACAUUUUUACCGCUCUGAGUCCACUGGCAAAAUAUAUCUUUCAUCCAGACGAUGAACCCUUGCUGACACCCCAGUAUGAUGACAAUUUAAAAAUUGAGCCAGUGUAUUAUGUACCAAUCAUCCCAAUGGUGCUCGUAAAUGGUGCUGAGGGAAUUGGAACUGGAUGGUCAACAAAAAUUCCUAAUUUUAAUCCAUAUGUCAUAAUUAAGAACAUUCAAAAAAUGUUGAAUGGAGAAGAACCUGACUCAAUGAUCCCUUGGUACAAGAACUUUCGGGGCACGAUUGAACCAUAUGGUGGUAGCCGCUAUGCUACUUUUGGGGAGCUGGCAACUCUGAGUGAGAACACUGUGGAAAUUUCAGAACUUCCUGUUGGUGUGUGGACUGAAAAUUACAAGAAUAAUGUGCUGGAUGUAAUGUGUGGAGAUGGAAAAACUCCUGGUGUAAUAACGGGCUAUAAUGACUAUAACACGGAUACUACUGUACGUUUUGUUGUUCAGUUACCUCCUGAGAAGCUGGUCAAAGCAGAAGACGAAGGCUUACAUAAGUUCUUCAAAUUGCAAAACACAAUGAGUACUGCAUCAAUGGUUGCAUUUGAUUCUGAUUGCUGUCUUCGCAGAUAUGAUACAGCUGCAGAAAUUUUAAAGGAACAUUUUAGAGUACGCUUGGAAUAUUAUGUAAAGCGAAAAGCUUAUUUGGAGGGCAAGUUGCAAGCUGAAAGUAGAAAAUUAAGCAAUCAAGCCAGGUUCAUCAUGGAAAAAUGCAAUGGUCAAUUGACAAUUGAAAACAAAAAAAGGAUAGUCAUGGUGCAAGAAUUGCAGAAGAAGGGGUAUGAUCCUGACCCAAUUCGUGCAUGGAAUCUUCUUCAAGACAAGGAAGGGACAUUGGCUGAAGAAAGUCAAUCCUUGGGUACUGCAGAAGAAGACAGUGAAGCUGAAGAAUCAGAAGCGGAAUCAAAACGAAAGUUUGAUUAUUUAUUGGGAAUGCAAAUGUGGUCUCUGACCCUGGAAAGGAAAAAUCAACUUUUAAAACAACGUGAUGAAAGACUGCAAGAAUAUGAACAUCUAAGAAAGAAAAGUCCGGAGAGUAUGUGGCGUGAAGAUUUGGAUGCUUUACUGGCAAAGUUGAAGGAAGUAGAAGAGGAAGAAAAAAAGAGCGCAGAAAUGGUACCAAGCAAAGGAAAGAAAGCUGGUGGCGGAAAAGGACCUCGGUCUUUGCCUUUGGAAACAAAACCUUCUGCUCAUGGUUCACGUGUUGCUCCAAAAUUUGAUAAUGAAAUGCUGAAGAAGUUAGAAAAAAUAGACAAGCCAAAAGGGAAAAGGGUAAAGAAGGCUGAUGCUUCUGCGACUGCUGAAGAUCAAGAUGAAUUUGAUGAUUUAAUUGAUAAACCUACAAAAUCACUUAAAGACAGACUUGGCAAUUCUCCUGAAGAAAUUGAGAAGAAGUUGCAGGCAAAAAGGAAAACAUCAAAGGUGAAAUAUCACUUUUCUGAUGAAUCGGAAGCAGAGUGGAAUGAUGACGAUGAUAGUGCACCUGUCUCAAAAUCUUCUGCUACUGCUCCUGCUAAGCCAUCUGCUCCUGUUGAAGACAAAACAGAGGAAUCAAUAGUUAUCAGUGGGACAGACAGUGAAUUUGAGCCUGAAAGUACAGAGCCUAGAAAUUCUGGCGGAUCAGAUGCUAUGUUUGAUAGUCUUCUUGCCGCAGAAAAUACAGACAUUGUUGAAAAGGCAAAACCUGCAAAUGACCCCUCCUCAAAGAAGAAAGCUCCUGCGAAGAAAGCACCUGCUGUUAAGAAACCUGCUGCAAAGCGGCCAAAGAAGAAAGAUGAUUCUGAUUCUGAUGAAUUUUCCGAAAAGUUUUCCAAAAAGGGAAGAAAGAAGGCAGAUUCAGAUGAUGAUUUUGAUAUUGGAUCCGUAGAACCUAAACCAUCUAGUGGUAGAAAAAGGACUGCUGCCAAAUACAUUAUAGACAGUGACGAUGAUUUUGACGAUUUUGAUUGAACAAGCUGAUGUGUUCAUAUAAUGAAUAUCUAAUUACUUCAAGUAACAAUUUCUUGAACUCCUUUGUUGCUUUAGUUUAAACAAGUGGAAUGAGUGGAAUGUGAAUGCAAGUGUGGAUUAUUAGGUUUUAAGAACUGUGGGAGAGGUCUUGUAAUUUUACCCAGUCCAUAGUGACGCAAGACAUACAUAACAAUGGACUGGGGAACAAAUGUAAACUUAAAAUUUUAUUCCAAAAUGUUCAGAACAAUUUUAUCUUGUGUUGUUCGUUUGUUUUUUGUAAUGUAUGUGUAUGUCUUAAUGUAAUGAUCAUUUUAAAGGUAGCCUCUUUAUGGAAGAACUUUAAAUGUAAAAUUCCUUUUUAUAGAACAAUAAAAUUACUUAACUUUAUAGGCUGUUUUAAACAUCAAAAUUUCUCGAAUUCACUGGCCGCUAAAUCCCUUUAACGGCGCCACACAGAGCACAUGAGCGCAACGCCGUUCGUU